AUUUAGCGGAUAGAGUUCCUCAUCAUCACAUACACAAAACACAAGUUCAACAUGGCUUCCAAGUCAAUGCUUCUUGUUGCCUUACUUGUCGGUUCUCUAGCUUUCACUUCAUUUGCUAGUGUCCCUAACAGGAAGCUUAAGAGUGGUCUCGAGGAUCAAAAGACGUUCUUCCACCAUCCAGGCGGGGGUCUUGGUGGAGGCGGUGGUCUUGGAGGAGGCGGUGGCCUUGGAGGAGGAGGCGGCCUUGGAGGAGGAGGCGGCCUCGGUGGAGGAGGUGGUCUUGGCGGAGGAGGCGGCCUUGGUGGAGGAGCUGGAGGCGGCGGUGGUUUAGGCGGAGGAGCUGGAGGCGGCGGUGGUUUAGGUGGAGGAGCAGGUGGUGGAGCAGGAGGAGGAUUUGGUGGAGGAGCUGGAGGUGGUGCUGGUGGAGGUGCUGGUGGUGGAUUUGGAGGUGGAGCUGGUGGUGGAGGUGGACUCGGAGGAGGAGCUGGAGGUGGAGGUGGAGCUGGUGGUGGAUUUGGAGGAGGAGCUGGAGGUGGAGCUGGAGCUGGUGGUGGAUUUGGAGGAGGAGCAGGUGGUGGAUUCGGUGGUGGAGCAGGUGCUGGUGGUGGUUACCGAGCCAGUGGACUUCCUUGAUGAGAUCUAUAUGUUUAACGUAAAAGCAUGGAAUGCAUGGCAACACAAGCGUAUUAUGAAAAAACAUAAAAUAUAACUUCACCUAAAUUAUGUCAUUCAUUCCAUCAUUUUGUGUCAUUACGUUGUCAUUAUUAUCGGUCUCUUAAGAAAUAAACGAUUAGUUAAAAAUAA
Molecule: messenger RNA, 804 nt
Organism: Raphanus sativus (radish)
Lineage: Eukaryota; Viridiplantae; Streptophyta; Magnoliopsida; Brassicales; Brassicaceae
Product: glycine-rich protein 5
Exons: 1
Coding region: 52-633 (193 amino acids)
Source: RefSeq, a predicted model, not a curated record